Gongylonema pulchrum is the source of this 393-nucleotide messenger RNA. The record is from the annotation of a GenBank genome assembly. Lineage: Eukaryota; Metazoa; Nematoda; Chromadorea; Rhabditida; Gongylonematidae.
AUGCAAGGUGAUGAAGCCGGGAUGAAACUGGCUGCUAGGGCAAUCGCUUAUUUGAUUCAAACAUCAAAAACAUUUGCCGCUGAACUUGUCUGCGAAUGGCUGGAAGAACCUGAACGAAAUGAAUCGCGCCGUCUUGCAGCCGCAUUCUUGGCACGACAGCUAGCACUCUACACGUCGACGUCAUUUUUCUUACGUGCCUCAAAUUUCUUCUCCAAUAUCUUCAAAGUGAUCCGGGAUCCGAAGGCAUCGGUGCGUAUUGCAGCAACAAAAGCCUUACAUGCAGCUCUCACAGUUACAACGCAACGUGAAGCAAGCCAAAAAUCGGAAUGGUACUGGGUACGUUCGUCAGUCAUUUUGUUUGUAUUAUUUCGCAAAACUGGUCUUUUGCGGUAG